ACCAACAUGACCACAUCUUUCCGGGACGGUCUGGCUUUCUGCACUCUAAUUCACAAACACAGACCGGACUUGAUAGACUUUGACUCUUUGAGCAAGGAAAAUAUCUAUGAAAACAAUAAACUGGCUUUCGAGGUGGCAGAGAAGGAGUUGGGUAUACCUGCCUUGCUGGAUGCCGAAGACAUGGUGGCUUUAAAAGUGCCUGAUCGCCUCAGCAUCCUGACCUAUGUGUCCCAGUACUACAAUUAUUUCCAUGGACGCUCUCCUAUUGGAGGUAUGGCAGGGAUUAAAAGACCAGCUGAAGAGUCUAAUGAAGCGCCAUCUGAGAAGAAGAACCAACCUGUCACAGCUAAAGUUUUUCCCUCCCCUAAACCAGCCACAGAGAACAAGACGCCUAAACCAGCAAACGAAAACAAGAGAGAAGUUUUGGUGGAACGUGCCAAUAAAACAACUCUGAGCAGCAGUUGUAAUGUGUGCAACCAACAUGUUCACCUUGUGCAGCGCCACCUAGUAGAUGGGAAACUGUACCACAGGAACUGC
Sinocyclocheilus anshuiensis is the source of this 537-nucleotide messenger RNA. RefSeq names its product MICAL-like protein 2. The annotation marks the transcript as partial. Gene Ontology annotation, molecular function: protein binding. NCBI's taxonomy places the organism in Eukaryota, Metazoa, Chordata, Actinopteri, Cypriniformes, Cyprinidae. The transcript has 5 exons. The record is from RefSeq and is a predicted model, not a curated record.